This is a messenger RNA of Actinia tenebrosa (Australian red waratah sea anemone), 1949 nucleotides long. RefSeq lists its product as uncharacterized. NCBI's taxonomy places the organism in Eukaryota, Metazoa, Cnidaria, Anthozoa, Actiniaria, Actiniidae. The record is from RefSeq and is a predicted model, not a curated record.
CAAAAAAUCAGGAAGGGAUUCAUAGAGAUUUUGGCGAAAAAAGCUUAAAAAACACUCGAAUUUUGAACACCGAAUGAAAUAUUUCUUUCACAUUUCAUUCUAGAAACCUUUGGAAUCUAGAAUUCGAGAAUCAGUACGAGAACAGUAGGAGGGAGCCAGAGAUAUCGAGCGAUAAGUAUCUUGCUUUUUUCUGUAUUCUAUAGCACGUGUUUUUGCUUGUCUUUGGUUUUUCUUUUUUUCUUUUUCCUAGAUUAUGGCCCAAUUACCCAAGUUUCGAAGAACCCAGAGUGAAGAGCCAUGGCUGAAGCCAACAACUGACAAGUGCCACGACGAACAGAAGAAGAGUAAGCAGUUCGAGAACUGCAAAUGUAAACCUUUGGAAGUUAGCGACAGUAGCAAAAGUAUAAUGGUGUCAAAUGCAUCGAGUUGCACACGGGAUGUCGACGCUUCUGCUCAUCUUGAUCAUGGUCAAGCAGAUUUUAACUCUACUGUAUCUGAUGGGCAUGACAAAGAGGGCAUUGACAAAGUAAGAGCACUUGCGUCUGUCUUGGUAUUAUUGAGGGAUAAAUAUUAUAUUUCAAACUCCCAAGCACAAGAAAUUAUCAGGCUGUGGAACAACAUGGAAGACCAUGAUAAGCAACGCACCAAUUUUGUACGAAGACAGUACUCCCAAUGGCCAGAUUGCAAUAGCUAUGUUGAAGCUGUCAUCAAAAUGCUUUGUGAAAUGUAUCCUGGGCCAGUACUUUCAACGAGACGCAAUAAACAAUGGAAUCUCAUUUGCACAGCAUACGAAAGAAUAAGAGAUGUUGUUAUUGACAAUCCCUUAGUUAUGAGAGGGACUAGGAUACAGAUGGUGAAGAUCCACCCCACAGCACUCUUUCAAUGGUACACAAGCCAGGAGAUUGAGAAGAAGAAAGAUCUGGGUGUUGUUAAACAAGGAUCAAUGCCACUUCCUAUAACCAUACCAUCAUCAGAGGUUCCGCCACCAUCAGGUGUUCCAUUGCCAUCAGGUGUUCCAUUGUCAUCCGCUGUUCCAUUGCCAUCACCUGUUCCGUUGCCAUCAGCUCUUCCAUUGCCAUCAGCUGUUCCUCAAUUAUAUCUUUUAGUUCCUAUUCCAUCUCAAUUAAUUCCUGAAAACACCUCAGGAAUGGGAAAUUUCACUCAACCUUCUUAUAGUCCACCACCUCUUUCAAUUGCAACUAAACAUGAAAUUCCAAUCCUGCUGAAGCCCAUGUCAAUUCAGGUCACAGCCACCACAACAGUGCAAGUGGGUGUGUCAGGCUUAUCUGAAAAAACAGCAAUUAGAGAUAAAAGAUAUUACUACCAAAAACAAAAAAGGAAAAAAGAAGCAUCCAGUGUUACAUUUAGAAAAUAUGUGCGCACUGAUAAACCAAUUGUCUGUGGUCAAUGUAAACAGCCAAGAGACCCUGCAUCACACAGGCAGUACUUUGGGAACUGGCAUUGUGCAGCGUCUCAAACGAAAAGUUAUGAACAGUGGAGGGAUGAACUCAAAAAAACAAAAAAAUACUGUAAGAAAAAGAAAGAUUAAAAAAAUGAAAAGAAGAAAAACAAGGGAGAAAAACAGCAACAACCAUAAAACCUGCUUGUUGUGAGUGCUGGCCACCUUAACAUUUGGAGGACCCCUUGGUCGAGGAAAUGUCUGCUGGUCUUGCAUACAACUCUUCUUGAACAUGUCUUUUAUCCAGGAGACCAGUCAAUACUGCCUCUUAUGGUAAAAAAAGUGGAAAUUCCCACUGUUAUACUGUUUUAUGUUAACUUAGGGAACAUGAACUUAUUAUAAAAAGUAUGAUGUAAUGUCCUGCUCACCAACAACUUGUUUCCAUCCAAYGCCGAGUGCUGGGCGGCGGUUAAUUAGCCUGGCCACCUUAGCUUGACAGGCUGAGGAGGGUUGUGGACCCCUUGAUGGAGGAAAUGCCAUCACAAAGCUG